AUGUCCUCCAUCUUUACGUUCCAGGACGAGCUACCUCGGAUCCAGAGUCCAUGGUCGACUCCUGGGACAUCGACUCCACAAACCCAACACUCACUACAUCUUGGUAAUGUUCCAGGCGCGAAUGCCGAUGGGAGGAGUAGACUCGAGCCCGAGAAGCAAGAUGGACCGUGCGAAUACAAAUUGCACCUCCUGCUCCGCCCCAGGCGGCACUUUGUGUCUACGUCCACGGCCUCGGUUGGCAGUACUGCACCGCUACCACUACGUCCCGCUCCCAUCGCUGCCCUGUCCACCAGCGGAAGAUCAGUCAGCGACACAUUUUUGCGGCGGGCAUCAUACCAACCAUCGCCACAGACGAGACAAGCACGACUACAGCAGCUGACCACUCAGCUACUUUGGAGGCUUCAACAGUCCUCGCCUUUCCAUUCCUCUUCUAACGCUGAAUUGGUCCUUCCGUUGCUCCCGGAAGCAACGCCUCGCCUGGGCGUUCCUGACCGCCCAGCAAGGCUUUUGCCGGGUCUCGAGGAGAGCCAAGGGGCUCUAUACGAGAUCGGCGUUGCGGAUGAUGGCACCUUGGUCGGUCUUAUAGAGGAUGAGUUGGAGGAGAGCUUGAAUAAUUUGCGCGCCAUGGCAGCUAGUCUGGGAUGUGUUGUCGACAUACUCCGGAAAGUUGUUGUUGGCGACUGCGUCUGGUCGACCACUUCCGAUGAGCAAGACCCUGUGCAGCACGAAGCAACGCUAUACGCCGCCGAAGUCCUUGUUCAACCAGACAGUCGCAGCUCUCCAGCGAAGGGCGUAAUAGGAGACCAGGCACAGACUUCGCAACAUUCGUCAGAGGCUGCGCGGCCAGUCUCGGCGACGGAGCAAUUACGUGUGGUCCUCACAGGGUCAUCCGCGGCAGGCAAAUCUUCAUUGCUUGGUACAUUGACGACUUCUUCUCUUGAUAAUGGUCGCGGUAAGAGUCGAUUGUCGCUCUUGAAGCAUCGACACGAGAUCAGUUCCGGGAUCACCAGUUCUGUGGCACACGAACUCCUCGGGUACAAAACCGGUGACGCACCUGACUUUGUCGUGAACUAUUCCUCCGGGGAUGUGUCGACUUGGACGGAUAUCCAUGGCCUGGCUGACCGUCUUUGCUUCGCCUUAGACUCGCCGGGAUUGGCAAGAUUCGGUAAGUCUACCUACCGAGCUCUGAUCUCAUGGAAGCCGGACUGGACCUGCGUGUGUAUUGCAGCAGACGACGUUGACGUUGGCACGACCCCACAGCCGUUGGUCAAUGAAACCUUCGCUGACUCGUCGCUCGCACAUCUUGACUUGUGUCUCAAGCUCGGCCUCAGCAUCGUGGUAGUCAUCACGAAAAUGGACUUGGCUACCAAGACUAGACUGCGCACCAUUCUUGCCAGGAUCUUGACCUGCUUAAAGGGCGCAGGUAAGAAGCCGGUACUGCUAAGUGUUGGCCCCAUGCCUACAUCGACAUUCUCCCUGGACUCGACCGAGCCUCUCCUGGACACCCAACACGUCACGACGGACGAGAGUACAGAAGUGGACAGCGUCGUAACUUCGCUGCAAGCAGAAACUGAUGAAACACUAUCUGUCCCUAUUGUCAUGACAAGCACUGUAUCCGGUUCUGGUAUAGGUAAGCUACAUCGGCUGCUAAGUCGACUGCCUAUAAGGUCAAAGGAUGUGGCCCCAAUGAGCGAUCGUUGGGGUGAGACCAAGCAGUUCCAGGUCGAUGAGGUGUUUAGUAUCCCCCCUGUACGAAUAUACAAUGCGGAACAUGAAGCUAGAGCUGAGUUUCCAAGUGGUGUCGUACUGUGUGGGCGUGUUGAUCGCCAAAGCAUCACAGUUGAUGAUAGCAUGUUUCUCGGACCUUUCUCGAAUGAGCUGACGACCAAAGUCACGGCCCCGCGCUCCAAGUCGCUGAGUGCUCAAGAUCUGCGUCGACCUUCAUUCUCCGCAGACCAUAUGCCGUUUAGGGCAAAUGACCAGGAUCGAACUCCAUCGCACGCGUUCGUACGAGUGCGGGUUGUUUCCCUCCGCAAUCUCAGAUUGCCUGUCCGCCAACUAUCAGUAGGCGAUGUUGGCACAAUCGGUGUGGAAGCAUUUGGCCAUGGAAGCUUGACUCGGGCUCGCAAAGGCAUGGUAUUGAGCUCGGAAGAUCUUUCUGCCAACGUCAGACAGGGCUUUGUGGCUUCGUUUCCCGCGAAUGACUUCUUGGUCGCAUCGCCUCCACUGAUACUCGGUGGCCAUGCAACAGUCUACUUCAAUAGCGCUCGCGCUGCAAUCAAGGUUGUAGCGCUAGAGCUUGUCGAGGACAGCGAAAAUCAAGGGGCUUCGCUUGCAGAAGUCUUUGCAUUCGAUGGUGAUCAGGAUCGAGAGGAAGACGUCGGCCAGCGUUCUGUCAACAUCACCGUGCGCUUCGCUAAUACCGUCGAGUGCGUUCGUGAGGGUGACCAGGUUCUGGUGGUCCCCACAUUUAGUGCCGCGGGGCCUGUGACUGGGCCUGUCUCGUCUACAGGAAGCAUGACUGGAUUCGUGGGGACCAUCGUUGGGACCGUGCCAUGA
Messenger RNA from Cyphellophora attinorum, 2559 nucleotides. RefSeq names its product GTP-binding protein 2. Gene Ontology annotation, biological process: translational elongation. Gene Ontology annotation, molecular function: translation elongation factor activity; GTP binding; GTPase activity. The record is from RefSeq and is a predicted model, not a curated record. NCBI's taxonomy places the organism in Eukaryota, Fungi, Ascomycota, Eurotiomycetes, Chaetothyriales, Cyphellophoraceae. The transcript has a single exon. The coding region runs from base 1 to 2559 and encodes 852 amino acids.